Messenger RNA from Cryptococcus amylolentus CBS 6039, 552 nucleotides. RefSeq lists its product as hypothetical. Gene Ontology annotation, biological process: carbohydrate metabolic process. Gene Ontology annotation, molecular function: hydrolase activity, hydrolyzing O-glycosyl compounds. The record is from RefSeq and is a predicted model, not a curated record. NCBI's taxonomy places the organism in Eukaryota, Fungi, Basidiomycota, Tremellomycetes, Tremellales, Cryptococcaceae. The transcript is spliced from 6 exons. The coding region runs from base 1 to 552 and encodes 183 amino acids.
AUGACUUUUGAAGAGGUUGUGGGCGGUGGUGUGUUUACCCUGGAAGCACAGCUCGGCUCUGUUGAAGGGACUUGUCAAUCCAUAUUUACGUAUACCCAGUCAACGGAUGUGGGUUCAGACGAACAGGAUAUCGAGAUGCUUGGCCAAUCGCUCCUGACUCCGGGGCCGAUCGGUGUUGAUCCUGGUAUUCAGCUCACCAACUGGAAUCCUACCAAUGCUAGCGAGAGUGAAGAGACGACCACGCCCUUCCCUAACGAUCCAACCACUUCGUACCACAACUAUACUAUCGGCUGGCUGCCUGGUGGUACCAAAUACUACUACGACGGUCAAGAGCUCAACAGCCCGUCCAAAUACUCAUCGGUCAAUCCUUCCUACGUCAUCAUCAAUAACUGGUCCAACGGCAAUCCCAAUUUCACUGCUGGACCGCCUACUGCGGAUGUUGACUUGCGAAUCAAGAGCGUCGCAUUCUAUUACCAGACUGAGACUCUCGACCGCUACCCGGCAUAUCCUGAUGGUUGUUCAGAAGCGGAUGCUUGCGUCGUUACAGGCUGA